Messenger RNA from Eublepharis macularius, 2860 nucleotides. It is a transcript of the gene HOXA3, whose product is annotated as homeobox A3. The record is from RefSeq and is a predicted model, not a curated record. The coding region runs from base 449 to 1702 and encodes 417 amino acids. Gene Ontology annotation, biological process: regulation of transcription by RNA polymerase II. The transcript is spliced from 5 exons. Lineage: Eukaryota; Metazoa; Chordata; Lepidosauria; Squamata; Eublepharidae. Gene Ontology annotation, cellular component: nucleus. Gene Ontology annotation, molecular function: DNA-binding transcription factor activity, RNA polymerase II-specific; RNA polymerase II cis-regulatory region sequence-specific DNA binding.
UUUAGGUACAGAAGUAUCUAUUGCCCAAGUUCUCAAUAACUCUGGGAAAAAAUGGCUCCCUGCAAGUUAAGCGAUUCUGAAAGGCAUUCUCUUGGAAAAGGUCUGAAGAGACGCGAAGGAUUUUCCUGGGGAAAAUGUGUUCAUGUAUAAAGACACAGUCGCUUGGCUGUGCGAUGAAAAUGUAUACUUUCUGGGUGGAGAAUCCAGCACGGAUUGAAAAAAAACAUAUGGCAGAUUGUCAUCAUUCAAGCACUCCGGUGCACCGGAAAAUACGUUUUAAAGAAGCAUAAAAUCGGGAAAGGCUUCUGCUCCGUGGCUGGAACACGAGGAGGUCUACCAGGAGGGGCCAUUGGAGGAGAAACGUCACGUGACAGAGGGGUGCCAAUGUUAUUCUUUAAGGGUGUCAAGACCCUGUCAGUUUGUGAAAUAAAUAUUGGGAAACAACGAAAUGCAAAAAGCGACCUACUACGACAGCUCUGCGAUCUAUGGCGGCUAUCCCUACCAAGGAGCAAAUGGUUUCGCUUACAAUGCUAGUCAGCAGCAAUAUCCUCCGCCUCCUUCCUCGCUGGUGGAAACCGAGUACCAUCGACCGGCUUGCUCUUUACAGUCCCCCGGCGGCGGCAGCAGCGUGUCCCACCAUAAGGCCAAUGAAAUCAAUGAGAGUUGCAUGAGGACCAUCACCGGCCAGCCCCUCCAGCCCCCCGGCCUGGCAGAGCAACCCCAGCAGCCUCCCCCGCCUCCAAGCCAGCAAGCACCGCCGCCGCCGCCGCCCCCCUCUGUGUCACCCCCUCAAAAUGCCAGCGCCAACUCAGCCCCAGCUAACACCACCAAGAGCUCCAUCGUGAACUCGCCCACCAUGUCCAAACAAAUAUUCCCCUGGAUGAAGGAGUCUCGACAAAACACAAAGCAGAAAAACAGCGGUUCCAGUUCAGGUGAGAGUUGUGCCGGUGAUAAAAGUCCCCCUGGGCAAGCUUCCUCUAAGAGAGCCCGCACGGCUUACACGAGUGCCCAGCUGGUAGAACUGGAAAAGGAAUUUCACUUCAAUAGAUACCUUUGCAGGCCAAGAAGGGUAGAGAUGGCUAAUUUGCUAAAUCUCACAGAGAGACAGAUCAAAAUAUGGUUUCAGAACCGCAGGAUGAAAUAUAAAAAGGAUCAGAAGGGGAAAGGUAUGAUGACCUCUUCUGGAGGACAGUCCCCCAGCAGAAGUCCUGUCCCACCGGCUGCUGGAGGAUAUCUGAACUCUAUGCAUUCCCUAGUAAACAGUGUUCCGUAUGAACCCCAGUCGCCUCCAUCCUUCAGCAAGCCUCAUCAGAAUGCCUAUGGCAUCCCUACGUCAUAUCCGGCUCCUCUCAAUAACUGCCCACCACCUCCUCAAAAGAGAUACACCGGAACUGCAGCAGUGACUCCUGAAUAUGACCCUCAUCCUCUUCAAGGCAAUGGUUAUGGCAAUCCACAUAUACAGGGAAGCCCCGUCUACGUUGGGGGCAAUUAUGUGGAUACCAUGGCAAAUUCUGGGCCUUCCAUCUUUGGUCUGACUCACCUCCCUCAUCCUUCUUCCACCAAUAUGGACUACAGUGGGCCAAUGGGCAACAAUAAUCAUCACCAUGGACCCUGCGACCCACACCCGACAUACACAGAUCUUACUUCUCACCAUCCUUCUCAGGGAAGAAUUCAGGAAGCUCCCAAGCUUACCCAUCUGUAAUAUACCAUCAGUUGCUGUGUGAAUCAUCAAAAACCCUUCUACCCUCUUUUUUUUAAACAAAGAAAAGAAAAUACUUUAGGCCCCUCCCCCCUCUAUUUUUCGUUGUUCUUCUUUUCUUUUGGUAAAAAAAGCGUUUUCUAGUUUAUGUGACGUAGCAAUAUUCGUUGCUUGAAUCGCUCUCUAGUUUCAAUAGUGAAUAUUUAUCUCCUUGAACUCUUUGCCUUGUGUGCUCGCUUUGAGAGUAGGCAGGGGCUUUGUACUUUCACUUCGACUCUUUUAUCAAAACAGGGUAUAUGAACAAAUUUUUUUCUAUCCAGACGGUUCUUAAAUGUGAAUUUGUUCGUACAGAAUUGAUCCCAGCCAGGGAAGCAUUUUUAUUUUAAUUGCACUUCUUUUAAAUAGCGAGAAAGAAAUCAAAGGCGCUUGAACUGGGGCUCCCUGGGUGAAAUUAUUAAUACGUGUACGUCUUUCAACGUGUGUAUGCUGGUGAACAUUCAGAUUUAUUUAUAUUUUUUUGCAAACUUUGAAUAAUCUAAGUGUUUAAAUUUUUUUAUUUAUCCCCAUCUGUUCAUAUUUAUAUAUAUAAAGAUAUUAAAAAAACUGUACCCUGAAUAUUCAGGAGAUAUUUACCUGACUGUAUGUUAGAUAGCAUACUUAGGGUAUAUCGUUUGAAAAGGAAACUAGAACUCCUUUAUUUAAAAAAAUAAAAUGCAAUAAAAUCUGGAAAACAAACAACAGGCUGCCAUAGAAACAAAAAAUGGAUGUCUGUAACAACAAACUAAACAGAAAAUCUGUAAACCUGAACAAGAAAAAAAAACCUAGAUUUGUUUUGAAAGUUAUACAUUCCUUGCUGCUCACAUUCUGGAAAAAAAUAAAGUUUUUAUUCUGAAUAAUACAGAGUUAAGACACGAUCAUUUGCUUUUCACAGAGGCGGCGGUUGUGAGAGAGAGAGAACUUAAAGGUCUCUGAGGAUCCCGCCCGGUCAGCUUCUGAAUACAGAAACUCACUCAUUCCCGUUUCUUUGGUUGGGUUCCCAAGCCUUAUAUAAGCAUUCUUCUAUUCCAAAUAACAAAAUAGUGGGCGAUUCGGGGCCCUGGCAAGACCCCAGAUGCGCCCGCCCUUGGUGACUACAGCUGGGAAAGUGCAGGUUUCUGAAUG